Messenger RNA from Ceratina calcarata, 1658 nucleotides. Its product is annotated as mitochondrial intermembrane space import and assembly protein 40. Gene Ontology annotation, molecular function: protein-disulfide reductase activity. The record is from RefSeq and is a predicted model, not a curated record. Gene Ontology annotation, biological process: protein import into mitochondrial intermembrane space. Lineage: Eukaryota; Metazoa; Arthropoda; Insecta; Hymenoptera; Apidae. The transcript has 2 exons. The coding region runs from base 1023 to 1508 and encodes 161 amino acids. Gene Ontology annotation, cellular component: mitochondrial intermembrane space.
GCUUUCAGUUGCAGCUCGACAGUCUGCACGGGACGAUCGAGUUACGUACUGGUAAACGGUGUGCAGUUUGCGUAUACGUAUACGCGUAUGGCAUAUGUAUUAGUGGUCAUAGGCGCAGUCUCGUGUGUGCACGGGUAACCGAUACGCCGGACGGAGUUGACACACGCGCAGCAAUGGCGUAUACCCCUGAAGAGGCUUGAACGUGUUCUUCCCGUCUCUCGUCAAAUAUUCCCUUCGUGUCGCGGUGUGUAGUGUGUGUAAAAAGGACGAUCGAGUCGAGUAAAAGAUCGUGCACGUACGCAGACAACGGAAUCGCGAUUCGACGUCCUGUUUCUAAAGGGUGUUUCGGGCGGUGAGCGAACGACGACACAUUAACGCCCAACAUCCGUGCCCCGUUCUGUCGUUCCGACACGCGAGUCCGUGCCUCGCGUUCUCACGGACGUCGUUGUAAAGCUUCGGUCGAACAAAAAGCCUGGCCCAAACGGAAAUUCAGCGGAGCAGAAAAGUGCAGCGGGCCGGCGUUAAAAGCGAUGCUCGGACGCCGGACGUACAAGGGGUUCGCGACGGUGUGAAGCGGAUUUCACUGAAGAAAGUUGGAUAAAAUAGCACGCGAAGAUACACAGGGAAGAGAGAAGUUCUAUUGAGAAUACUGCCACAUGGUCCUAGCCUUGAGGUAUCGGAGGUCUACUUAAAGAAGAAUAUACUCCAAUCUCUGAAACGGCUAUUUGGCGAGGAAGGCAUCAAAUGCACCAUCGACAUUUUAAAAUAUAAUCCAAAGGAGCUUAGGUGUAUUUUAAGGUGCACUGACGAUUGUUAUGUAAGGCUGCGAGCUGCCUUGACCGUAGCUGGAAAAUACGAAGGGGAACCCUGCACUUACGUCGUUCAUCGCGCUUCGGCAAAUUUAUUAUCCUUUACUGCCAACAGUAGGACUUAUCGACACUAGAGUUUGGAAGGAUUUGCGUUGCAAAGGAACACGCUUCUUUUCAACAGUUCUCGUGCAUGUUUUUGUCAGUCGGUCAAUUAUGCCAUUGAUUCACAAGGAAGGCAAGGACACCAUAAUAUUUGCCUCUAAGGAAGACCAUGCUACUCCUAGUAAGGUAGAACUUCCUGAACCAGAACCGAGUCCUGGUCUCUUACUUUCUAACGGCGAAAUUAAUUGGAAUUGUCCGUGUUUGGGAGGAAUGGCUACUGGGCCUUGCGGGCUAGAAUUUCGCGAGGCCUUCUCCUGUUACCAUUACUCGACAGCGGAUCCAAAAGGUGCCGAGUGUUACGAGGCAUUUAAGACCAUGCAAACGUGCAUGGUGCAAUAUCCAGCGCUCUAUGGAAGGAAAGGUGAAUCUUUGGAAGACUUCGACGACGAGGGUGAUCCAAUGGACGAGCAUAAGAAAGACAUCGAAGCAGAGAGCAAAGUUUCUCACUUAGAAUCAAAAGUGAAAGAGGUACCACCCCCUAGCAUUGAAAAGGGAAUAAAACGAACUGAUGUAACGAAUUCUCUUGCCAGUGAAUAAACAAUCGAUGCGGGUUCGCAUCGGAGACUUAGAGUAAAUUUUUACUGGGACUUAAUGAAACAGGAUCUCUCUUGUCUGUAGUCCUCGCGAAGAAUAGGUUGUGCGAGAAAGUAUUUUUGAACAAAAUAAACUGCUCCUAAAUACUGUUUU